AUGCACACAAUUCGAUGCUGCUUGUUUUACUGUAGCCACGAACACGCAGCAAUGUUGAAAAUAGUUUCUUUUAUUAUUUGUUUUAAUUAUGUGUUCGCUUAUUUCACGCUACCUGGAAGCUGCCCGGAAGAGGUGACGUUAAAAGAAGAUUUUAGAUUGCCAGAUUUCUACGGAAAAUGGUACCAGUCCUACCACUACUCUAGCGAUGGUCAGCAACAAAAUAAUUGCUCAAGCCUAGAAUUAUUGACUAGACCUUCAGGGAUUUAUCUCAACCAGUCUAGAGUUGACCGCGGUCUGUUCCACCGGUUUAGUAUUGGAAAGCUUGAUAUCAAUCCGAGAUUGGAAGAUGCUGCACGUUUAGAUCUUAUUUUUGCAUUUAAAAAUGCUCCCAGGCGAUUAAAGACAAGAAGAUACCCAUUCCACGUGCUUGCAACUAACUACAAUUAUUUUGCUACUGUCUACACUUGCCAGUAUAGUCCACUUAUCGACAAACAUUUUCUUUACGUCUGGAUCCUUUCACGGAAUCCAAUCCUGAACGAUGUUUCAAAGGAGUUGGCGAUUAAACCCUUGCAGCAAAUCGGUAUUGACUCCUCUAAGCUGGUUAAAGACGAUCGAAGCAAAUGCGUUCCGAAAUACUUCGAAGAUAUACCAACAGAACCCAUGACUUUUAGAUUCCCAGUGCCAAUUUAAGUGGCAUUUAUAAUAAUUACUUGUGCAUUAGAGUCUCCAUAGAAUAUCUUUUUUAUGUAAAUCAGAUAAAUCUAAAUUUUUUAAAUUGAUUGAAAACAUUUUUUAUCUAAAAGAAAUGCUUACGUCAAACUACUAAGUAAUUCAGUAUUGUAUUGUCAAUACCAAAAAUUAUCAAAGCUUUACGAUUACUAAAUAAUGUUUAUACUUGAAGAUUAACAUAAUUGCUGAACCUGGUAACAGCUAUAUUGUAUAUAAAAUUCGAUAAGCAGUAAAAAAAAUAGUUUUUUUUUUCGAUUUUAAAUUUUUUAUUUAUAUCGGUACUAAAAAAGUGUUAUGGAUCUAUAUCACUGCCGUUGUAGUAAAUUGCUUGAACGUGCGCCGUCCAGUGGUAACUACAGAGUUCCUGCGAAUGUUCCACAGUCUCCAUAUAUGCAAGACUUAUUGCGGGUAAUAAAUUCAAUUCCUUGUACGCAUUA
Pararge aegeria (speckled wood butterfly) is the source of this 1166-nucleotide messenger RNA. RefSeq names its product insecticyanin-A-like. The transcript is spliced from 4 exons. The record is from RefSeq and is a predicted model, not a curated record. Gene Ontology annotation, molecular function: pigment binding. The coding region runs from base 1 to 690 and encodes 229 amino acids. NCBI's taxonomy places the organism in Eukaryota, Metazoa, Arthropoda, Insecta, Lepidoptera, Nymphalidae.